Molecule: messenger RNA, 2433 nt
Organism: Amphibalanus amphitrite
Lineage: Eukaryota; Metazoa; Arthropoda; Thecostraca; Balanomorpha; Balanidae
Product: kinesin-like protein KIFC1
Exons: 4
Coding region: 1449-1682 (77 amino acids)
Biological process (GO): mitotic spindle assembly; microtubule-based movement
Cellular component (GO): microtubule organizing center; kinesin complex; nucleus
Molecular function (GO): ATP binding; ATP hydrolysis activity; microtubule binding
Source: RefSeq, a predicted model, not a curated record
UCAAAUAUGGCGGCUUGGACUGCCGCGUGCGUUAGGCUCCGCCCAUAGCUCCGCCCACAUGCGUGACGUCAUUCGUGUUAGUGGACACACGCGGAGAUAGGGGACGGCAUGGGCCUGGACAUACUGUCCGGUGAGUUCGGUACGGGUGCCGACUGCCGGGGCGGCGACCUCGGAUGGGGUACGGCUAGGGGACGGGCGGCGACCUCUGAUGGGCACGGCUAGGGGACGGACGGAGCACCGGCAUUGUCAGCCCGCGGGCAGUCUGCGGUCGGCCCGGGUGGGGUACCGGGCGUCAUAAUGGGAUAUUUUGACACAUGCGGCUCGCCGACCAUGUGUCAAAAUACGCUGCCGUCUCUGGAGCUCGCCAGGACGGCAGGUCAGUCCUGGACGGCCGCGUGUGUGGCCACGUGACGGCAGUGUGGGCUGCUCAGUUUAUUUAAACUUUAUGCCAAAUUACAUAGAUGUCGCUGCUACCGGUUCCAUCCACGUCUGUCUUCUGACCUACAUACUUUGUAUGUUAGUUUAUUGUCUGGUUUGCUAUGCACCGCCGCGUUUCUGUCUUCAUCUUGACUGACGGCUUGUCUUCCGGCAGGUUCCGGGCGCCAGUAACCCCAUCUCCAGAUUCACACUUGGACCGUUGUUCCCGCUGCGUCAACGAAAUCUGACCUUCAAUGACCUCUGGUGACCUGACCCUGGAACUGACCGAAAAAGUGACCGGAGUGGUUUCGUCAUUAUUAUUGACACUCUUUCGAACGCCACUUUCCGCGUAUCGCACCGUGGCCUGGCCCAGCAGCCGAGGCAGAAGGGUGUUCAAACACCCCCCAGCAGGGCAUGGAGAUCCAGGACCCCAGCGGGGCGCGGGUUAUUCGUGGCUACUGUAAUGGCGUGUUGUCCCUGCCACCCCCAGCUACUGUGUGAUAACGUUGUAACGGUGACGAGACUGAGUGCCCCUCUCCUCACAUGGGUAGGUAAUGACCCCCCCCCCCUCCCCCUCUGUGUUACCGGGUGGUGACGGCGGCGGAACAAUGUAACGUCUCCACCCUGCUGGAGCGGGCCCGUCAGCAGCGAGCCGUGGACGCCACCAACUACAACGAGCAGUCGUCGCUGAAGAAGCAGCUGCCCGAUCAGUCGCCGGGCUGAGCUGGCGCAGCUGGGCGUCGGCCCGCGGCCAGGUGGUGGAACAAUGAGACUUCUCCUCCCUGCUGGAGCGGGCCCGUCAGCAGUGAGCCGUGGACGCCACCAACUGCCACCAGCAGUCGUCUCGCUCCCACUCGGUGUUCACGCUGCGCCGUGAGGGUACUGGCGCAGCGCGCUGACACGGCUCACUGUACCUGGUCGACCUGCUCCGGCCCCGAGCGGCUCAGAGUCCGCAGCGCAGGGCGACCGGCUCACCGAGACAACGAAUAUCAACUAGUCGCUGGCCAGUGGCCAGCCUGGGCAACGUCACCAUGGCGCUGGGAAAUACGGACCACGUGCCGCUCCGCGACUCCAAGCUGACGCACCUGCUGCACCACUCACUGGACGCCAACAGCAAGACGCUGAUGUUCGUGAACGUGUCGCCGAGCGAGGACGGCGCCGGCGAGACGCUCAACUCGCUGCGUUUGGCCGGCCAGGCUGGCCAAUGGCAGUGCACCACGAAUUCGGUACGGCUGAAACAUUACAGUUCUACAACACGCCACUGAUCUUCAUACACCGAACAUCGGGCAUCAUUACGUCACUCUGUGGCAGAAACAAGUGAUCUGGAGGAUCGCCACCGAACGCCUUCGACCAAACAUCGCGCCUCACCAAAACGUCACUUUGAAGUUGAAAAAGUGAGCUAGAGGACAAGUGAUGUCACGUUAUGACAACUUGAGUGCCCGUGAAGGCGAUGGCAGGUGCGGUGCUGUCUAUGGAGGUGUGUAUUGAAUAAACGUAUCUCAUGCACUGGGCAAAUAUGAUGUGGAUAUGGAGGUGUGUAUUGAAUAAACAACGUAUCUCAUGCUCGGGACACAUGUGAUGUGUCCAUGGAGGCGUGCAUUGAAUAAACUUAUCAGUCGUGGAAGGUUUGAUCAAUCGUUGUCAUUUUUAGCACGUGCUAUUUUUGUCACACGUGCCAAAAAUGGCAACGGUUCUGUUAUUUUUGACAACGAUGGAGCCGAUUUCACUCCUCAGCGAGGAAAUCACGAUUUUGGAAAUACAAGCACUGAUUUUGGAAAAGAAGUGCUGCCACCUGGUGCAAGAAUAAUAAACCAGCUGUAAUACGGGCCGUUGUAUGGUAAUUUGUUUUGUGGCCUGAAGUUCGAACUUAAAAACUACUGUUACGUGUUAUGUUGUGCCGAACUACGACCAUGUCGUACGCAACUAAAUCAUCGUGUCGGUCGGAACUCUGCUUCAGGGCGAAUUAAGCGGUUUUCUGCGAUGCAUCAUUCGUUUAAAAUAAAAUAGCAUGUCAUU